AUGUUCAGAAGCUUAGCUUUAAGAUGCAAAACUAAAAGUAAAGGACAACUAAAAUGGAAAAUCAACGAAAACAAUGUUGAAUAUAAAAAUUUAAAAAUAAAAUGGGAUGACAAAAAUGUUGAUUUACAAAUAUGUGAUUUAUUACCAAGCAAUAGAAGUAAUAUAGAAUUAUUAGAACUUAAAAAUAUGAAUAUAAUAAAAGAUAUUAAAAAAACGAAAUUUGAUUGUGUAAUUUUUGGAAUUGGAUAUGUUGAUUAUGAUAAAAUAUUAAAGUCUUUUAAUAGAGCUGAUUUAGUUCAAAGGAAAACUAUAGAUUCUAUACAUGAUAAUUUAAAAAAAGUUAAUGGACAGUAUAUAUCAAUAAUACAGCAAUGCCUUCUUUUAAAUAUUCCACAUUUUUGUUUAGGAAGAGAUAGACUAACAGAACUUACAAGUAUUGGUGCAGCUAUAUUUAAUAACCCCAAGGAAAUACUUUCUUUGUUAUAUUAUUUUCUUGUGAAUAGUGAAAAAAAUGAUAAAACCAAUAUUCAACCGAAUAAUAACCUUGAAAUUAAAAAAGAUGAAGAUGAAUACAAUUUACAAAAUAAUGCUCCAAAUUUUUUCAAUGCUCUUGUUCAGGAAAAUGCUCUAUAUUUAAUAUACAAUUUUCAUGCAACUUUGCUAAGAAUAUUGCGAUCUAAAUAUUACAUACCCCCAUAUAUGGCACCCUCCAAUAUUAGCUCAAACAACAUCGGAAAUAAAGGACAAAAUGCAGCUCAUUUAAAAAAAAGUAUUUUCUCUUUUUUCAAUGAAACUACAUAUGAUAUAAUAAAUAAUAUGAGAAAUACAAUAAGAAAAUCUGGAUUAUAUUCAGAAUUUGAAAUACCACAAGGGAAAAGGGAUAUUAAUAUUUUAAUAAUUUGUGAUAGCAUAUGUGUAGACUAUUUUUAUAAUUAUAUAAAAAAAAAUUUUAAUCAAUGGUACAAUAUAAGUCCAUUUUACAAUGAAUUAUAUAUAUUAGAAAAAAAAAAUACAUAUAAAUUUGUAUUAUCAUUAUUUUUAUUUAUAAUUGCCCCUGUUGCAUGGACAUUAACUUUUUUAAUAAAAUAUGGUUAUGAAUUAUGGGUAGAAUAUUUUACAAAAGGAAAAGCUAUAACUGUUGGAGGAAAUACAUUUUUUAAAAAUUCAAGAUUAAUUGAUAUCAAUGAAAUUGAUAACAAUCCAGAAAUUAAUGAUAAUUUUAUUAAUUCAAUAAACAAAAAAAAUAUACAAUUUGAAACUGUUAGUGCCUUGGGUGGCUUAUUGCAAUGGUUUAAAAAUAAAAGUCGAGAUUAG
Molecule: messenger RNA, 1314 nt
Organism: Plasmodium vinckei vinckei
Lineage: Eukaryota; Apicomplexa; Aconoidasida; Haemosporida; Plasmodiidae
Product: conserved Plasmodium protein, unknown function
Exons: 1
Coding region: 1-1314 (437 amino acids)
Source: RefSeq, a predicted model, not a curated record